AUGUGCGUCAUAGCAAACCAUCCCUUUCAAGAUCCACCGUCGCCGUCGUCGUCGGCAAUUCGUUGGAGUCGAGGGAAAUUGCUGGGCCAAGGAACCUACGGCAAGGUCUACAUCAGAAUUCCAAAAACACCAAAUUCGCCUCUCAUGGCAGUGAAAUCUGCGCCGGAAUACAACGCCAAGUUUCUGAAAUUGGAGUACUGGAUUCUUGCCGAGUUCCGCCUCAACCCAGCAAUCAUACAGUGCUUCGGCGCUCAAAUAACCCAAGAGGACGGCGGACCCAGAAUCUACAACUUGUUGUUGGAAUACGCCCCUUGCGGCUCCCUCUCCGAUUUAAUCGCUAGGUACGGCCGCCUCCGCGGCCGUCGCGGGAUUCCGGAGAGCGAAAUUAGGGUUUACACUUGA
Messenger RNA from Linum tenue, 402 nucleotides. The record is from the annotation of a GenBank genome assembly. NCBI's taxonomy places the organism in Eukaryota, Viridiplantae, Streptophyta, Magnoliopsida, Malpighiales, Linaceae.